ACCAGUACAGAGGGAUAGGCCAACAAGUGAUAUGUUUCAGUAAGAUUGGAUUUUUAGCAUUUAUAGCAAUGGUUAUCAACUGUACUGCAGGGAUGGAACGUAGGUUGUAGAAAAUUGAGGUUCUGGCGGCAACUGCAGAGAGGUAUUUGGUGUGCGAGACUUUACAUCAGAAGUGUUACAGGGUGCGUGAGGUGGUGGUGUCCCAUCCUUUCAGGUUGUUUGUCUGAGGUAGGACUAAAUAGAUUUAAAUAGUGUAGUAGGGUGGUGUUAUUUUUAUAAAAACAAAAAAAUGUUGUGAGUGUAGUGUUAGAAUAGGUGGUAGGGUAUUUAUUUAUUUUUUCAAGCAAAGAAUAAUGGAGUUGUUCUCCAUUCUAGUUGUUAGGGGUAAUGCAACAUAUUGGGUGCCAACUGCUUUUAAACCUAAUCGAAGAAGAAGAACCCAGCUGCCAGUUUUUCAACCAGUCGUUCAACGAAGCCCAGGUGUCUAAUUCCGUAUGAAAAGUAAACAGUCUAUGUCUUUGAUACCUUGAAGUGGCUCUGGCUAUUAGUUCAAUUAUUAAACGAGUUCAACUAGAGACAAAUGAAUGUCUCAAAGAAAUGUAUAGGUCUAUCUGUGGCAGUAUUAUAGCUGCCAACUACUGUGCAAAGAGCAACAAAUUAUGCGUGGAUGCCAUAGCAAUUGUUUCUCUUUUGGAUGUCGGCAUGACAUUACCUUUUUAUUUCUCCUUUGCAUGGUGGCAUGACAUUACCUUUUUAUUUAUCUUUUGCAUGGUGGUAUGACAUUACCUUUUUAUUUCUCCUUUGCAUGGUGGCAUGACAUUACCUUUUUAUUUCUCUUUUGCAUGGUGGCAUGGCCUGUUUAUUGUAAGUAAACAUUAGCAACUGAGUACAUCACUUUUUGGAGAGGACAUGUGCAUUUAUCGCCAGGAAAUAAUUAUUUAUUCAGCACCAUCUAGUGGUAAAUAGAAAGUACGGCAUCCGUGGUCUGUCGCUUUGCAUUGACGUAGAACACAUGCGUUUUCCAGCAUGGCGACAUCCAUAGUGUAAAGCAACUGGCAAGGACCGAAACGGCAAGUUAAUGACAUUUCAAAAAAAUAGGUGAUCUAUGUACAACGUCUUCUGUACGCUAUCUGCCAUUACCUCCUGAAAUGUAAACGCGCGGUCAAUUUUGUUCAUGAUUCUUGAUGUAAAUGUAUAGUAUACUGUAUAUUUAUAAUUACGCUCGUCUCUGCCUUCUCUCAUUUGUGAAGGACCGGACUUUUCAAAUGUGGGUUAUUAUUCUCCAUCAAAGUUCGUUGUGAAAUCGAGUCACUGUCAGCAUCAUAUGUCACUUGUCAAGUGUCACUUAGUGAUUUGAAAAAGCAUUAAACACUGAAUGCAACAUGCUGGUGUCAUGAAAACACUGUCUACAUGGUACCAAUUCAGCACACACAGUUUUACUCCACUUCGCACUGAUGUCUGUUGGAUUUCAGUUAGGUGGGUCUCUUUUCACACAAAGACUGGUGCGGAUAUGUGUCACCUGCAUUGGCCAGCAGGGAUACAGGCAGCUCAUUCCCAAAAGUCGACUCCCUACAUGUACACUGUACACAAGGAGCUUUGGGACUGAUCCUAAGGGGGAGAAAGGGGAAAAUGAGAACGGGAGCAAAACAACAGACAACCUUGACCCCUCACCCCAGACUCUAACCCCUAUGCACACACAGGGAAGAGGUUUGUUUGGUAAAAGGCGACCACUCUCACCCUUGGAGAGGAUUAGCCGCCUUUUGCCUCAGGACUCACUAGCCCCAGAAUUGUUGGUGCUGAGAGAGGAGGAGAACCCGGAAGUGAAACAGGGGGAACCUGAUGGGGUUGGGGUUCAAAAAGACCACAACACUUCAGCAGCCUCGGUGAUUGAGACUAAGAUCCACAGCUCACAAGGAGAAGUAGAAAGUGCAGAACCACAGGUGCACAUAGGACAUGACACAGUUAGACCGAGAGAAGAAAAAGAGGAGGGUACUGUCAUUGAUAACACAGUACUAGAGCCAAAUGGUUGCCCGAUUCUCAGAGAGGUAACAAAUUAUUCACAAGAGGAGGGAUACGUGACUCCUAUGACUCCCACUCUUCUUCCCGGGGAGCAUUUACUCACUUUUGGGGAACUGCUGUUGGCGGAGUACCGGAAGAAGGGCCGCGUGGAGUUUAGGAAGAUGUUUCAGCUGCAGGAUGGGCAACGUCUCCAGAGCAGUUGGGGCACCAUCGGACACAGUGACAUCGUCGGCCGCCACGCAGGAGACUUCAUUCGGACCAUCCACGGGACACCCAUCCUUAUACGGCGGCCCAACCUGGAGGAAUACGUGCUUUAUAUGAAGAGGGGGCCGGCAAUCGCCUAUCCAAAGGAUGCCAGUAUGAUGCUGAUGAUGAUGGACGUCACAGAGGGAGACUGUGUGUUGGAGUCAGGCUCCGGGUCAGGAGCCAUGUCGCUUUUCCUGUCCCGAGCUGUGGGCUCCAAGGGCAGUGUUAUGAGUGUGGAAAUCAGGGAGGACCACCACAGACGAGCCGUGCUCAACUACAACCGCUGGUGUUCCUCCUGGAUCCUGCGGCGAGGAGAGGAAUGGCCUGACAACGUCCAGUUUCAUAACUCUGACCUGCAGGGGGCCUCCUUGCUCCUCGCCGGGCGAGGGUUUCACUCUAUUGCUCUGGAUAUGAUAAACCCUCAAUUGGUUUUGCCCACUGUGAUUCCACAUCUCCACCCCGGAGCAGUUUGUGCUGUCUACCUAGCCAAUAUAACACAGGUCAUUGAUCUACUGGAGGGCCUCCGAUGCUCUGCCCUCCCCCUGCUGUGUGAACGCAUCAUCGAAGUGCAGCUCAGGGAUUGGCUGUUGGCUCCGGCACUCCAGAAAGAUGGGCGGUUCUGCCGGAGGAAAGCUCCUCCCUCAGCGAGAAACCAGGAGGAAGGGGAGAAUAACAAGUCUGAUGAAGAAAAAGAAUACACAAGCAGUCCGGAACCCGCACCAUAUGGGAGUGUCCCUUACAUUGCUCGACCUCACCCGGAGCAAGCUAGCCACACAGCAUUCCUGGUGAAACUGAGGAAGAGUCAGGGGUAGCUCGCCUCCGAAGACCCAUCAGAGGAGCGAUUGGGUGUAUUAUAUUCAUAAAUGUUAUUUGGUACUGCAGAGGAAAAUGUAGUUGCCCUAUAAUCAGUCUGGAAAUUGAAAUUCAUACUUCUUGACAACACGCCAAAUAUAAAGACUCAAUAAAACACCAAA
Molecule: messenger RNA, 3239 nt
Organism: Oncorhynchus mykiss (rainbow trout)
Lineage: Eukaryota; Metazoa; Chordata; Actinopteri; Salmoniformes; Salmonidae
Gene: trmt61b
Product: tRNA methyltransferase 61B
Biological process (GO): tRNA methylation
Cellular component (GO): mitochondrion; tRNA (m1A) methyltransferase complex
Molecular function (GO): tRNA (adenine(58)-N1)-methyltransferase activity
Source: RefSeq, a predicted model, not a curated record